This is a messenger RNA of Suillus bovinus, 639 nucleotides long. RefSeq lists its product as uncharacterized. NCBI's taxonomy places the organism in Eukaryota, Fungi, Basidiomycota, Agaricomycetes, Boletales, Suillaceae. The record is from RefSeq and is a predicted model, not a curated record. Bases 1 to 639 code for a protein of 212 amino acids. The transcript has 2 exons.
AUGCCUGCAGUUGCUCUGAUCCGAGCCACAGAGGAAAUCCAUCAUUCUGAAGGCAUUGCAGCACUCAAACCAGAGCAAUUUCAGCUCUGGUUACCAUCCCAGCUUGCAUCCCAUGACCCACACCUUCCCUGCGACAAAAAACUUCAUGAAUGUGAAUGGGAACUCCGGUAUGCCCAAGCCCAUGAUGCAUUUAACAAUGUUCGACAGCACAUUCGCUUAUUUGCUCACCUCAACACAUUCAAGACAGCAAAUAUAUGUGGUCAAUGUGCCUCCACUCAUGCGCGCACCGCUCUCAAUCACACGAUUGAAAAGAAGCAUGCUAGCAAGCAUAAAUAUCAUGCUGCUCACGAUGCACUCAUUGCCCUUGCUCCCUUACUCAGAAAGGUUGGCCGGACUGAUAUCUUACGCCCUCUUGGAGUAACAGAUAUGAGGCCUAUGGGUGACUUCAUUCAAGGACAAUCUGAAGGUACUCGUGAUAUACUGUGGAUAUGGAAGACACCCGGAGUGCUGCAAGACAAUACUUUAGGACUCUGCGAAGUUGACGGAUGGCUGACAGGUCUUCGCAUUGAGUGGUGCAAGGCAAGAGUGCAAGAGGCACGUUGGUCCGAAGAAUUGCUGCUGUUGCUUGAAGAGAUGUAG